GCAGGCUGGAGACAAGCACUAUCACCCGAGCUGUGCGCGAUGCAGCAGAUGCCACCAGAUGUUCACCGAAGGAGAGGAAAUGUACCUGCAAGGUUCCACGGUCUGGCAUCCCGACUGUAAGCAAAGCACCAAGGCGGAGGAGAAGCUGCGGCCCACAAGGUCAUCUUCUGAAAGUGUCUAUUCCCGGGCUGGAUCCAGUAUACCGGGCUCCCCGGGUCACACCAUCUGUGCUAGAGUGGAUGACGAAAUCCUGGAUUACAAGGACCUCGCCGCCAUCCCCAAAGUGAAAGCCAUCUACGACAUCGAACGCCCCGACCUCAUCACCUAUGAAUCCUUCUAUACGUCCACUUAUGAAGACCGCCAAGAGAGGCAGAGCGUGGGUGAGUCACCCAGGACUCUGUCCCCGACUCCAUCUGCGGAGGGAUACCAGGAUGGACGGGAACGGAUAAUCCAGAGAUCUACCAGUCAGGGAUCCAUCAACUCUCCUGUGUACAGCCGCCAUAACUACACUCCCACCAUCUCCCGCUCACCCCAGCACUUCCACAGACCCGAGCUGUUGUGUACUGGUGUGCAGCGCUUCUCGUACACCCGCACCGGCAGCUUCAGCUCCACCCUCAGCGACUCCCGUCCCAACUCCCCUUUCAGACAUCACCCGAUCCUCCAUGUCAAAGGCACUGAGCCCAACAGCGGCAGGAACUCCCCUCUCCCAUAUCGGCCGCUAACGCCUACAUACUCUCAGGCCACCAAACAUUUCCAUAUUCCAGACCAGGGCGUGAACAUGUACCGGAAGCCUCCGAUCUACAAGCAGUAUGAUGCAGCUGCCAUGGCAGCCUUCGUCAACAGCUCCGACGAUAUCAUCAAAUCCUCCAAGUUUCCGGCCGCCUACGCUCCAGCACCCAACGAAGUCCCAAAGACUGAGACCGACUACUGGCCAGGUCCACCCUCACUCGCCGCCAUAGGUGACCCCAGGAGGCGGUCGAGCGGCCGGGAUGAAGAUGACGAGGAACUGUUAAAACGUCGCCAGGUGCAGGAGGAGCAGUUAAUGAAGCUGAAUUCGGGUCUGGGUCAGCUGAUACUGAAGGAGGAGAAGGAGAGCCGAGAGAGGCCGCACUCCGCCAGCCGAUACGACCCCGCCGUCUUGGCCGCUCUCCACUCCGACGCGUCCAAGACGUCAUCUCUUCCGGGGUACGGGCGCAACGGACUCCACCGGCCGGUGUCCACGGACUUCGCCCAGUAUGACAGUUACGGGGACAUAAGCGGUGACGUCCGAGAUUAUCAGUCACUGCCCGAUGGUCACGUUCCCGCCAUGAGAAUGGAUAGGGGUGUCUCUAUGCCCAACAUGUUGGAACCAAAGAUUUACCCCUAUGAGAUGCUGCUGGUAACAAACAGAGCUCGGAACAAGAUCCUGAGGGAUGUGGACCGGACUAGACUGGAGCGUCACCUGGCCCCCGAAGUGUUCCAAGAGGUCUUCAGGAUGACGAUACAAGAGUUCGACAAGCUGCCGAUCUGGAGACGUAAUGAGUUGAAGAAGAGGGCCCGGCUGAACGAGAGUGCAAGUUGCCUGGAGGAGCUUUAUUUUUCCGUGUGCUUGUGUGAGAGAAUUGUCGGUAUAACGCUGGGCUGA
Messenger RNA from Nanorana parkeri, 1624 nucleotides. RefSeq names its product actin binding LIM protein 1 (gene ABLIM1). Gene Ontology annotation, cellular component: actin cytoskeleton; stress fiber. Lineage: Eukaryota; Metazoa; Chordata; Amphibia; Anura; Dicroglossidae. Gene Ontology annotation, biological process: cytoskeleton organization; cilium assembly; lamellipodium assembly. Gene Ontology annotation, molecular function: actin filament binding. The transcript has 18 exons. The record is from RefSeq and is a predicted model, not a curated record. Bases 59 to 1624 code for a protein of 521 amino acids.